Messenger RNA from Abrus precatorius (Indian licorice), 888 nucleotides. Its product is annotated as protein terminal ear1-like. The transcript is spliced from 4 exons. Gene Ontology annotation, molecular function: nucleic acid binding. The coding region runs from base 1 to 888 and encodes 295 amino acids. NCBI's taxonomy places the organism in Eukaryota, Viridiplantae, Streptophyta, Magnoliopsida, Fabales, Fabaceae. The record is from RefSeq and is a predicted model, not a curated record.
AUGCUUUCCCAGCUCAACCCAAACGCUGAACCCUUCUAUUUCAGACCAAACCCUCUAUUGUUUCUUCCUUGUCCUAACUACUAUUAUGCGCAUCCUUGUACCUCCGGGUUGUUCUGCCCACCGAUUCACGCGGCCGACGACGCAACCUCGGACACAACUCAUGAGGUCGUGAAACCGGUUCGUGUUCCCAAGAGAGUGUGGGCAAAGGGAAACUGGCGGUGUCACCACACGUUUUCUAGUUCUAAGGCAAAGACUGAAUGGAGGGUUAAGGGAGCAAAGGGAAGGAAGCUUCUAGAAAAGGGUACCAGUGGUGACAGGGCUUUUCGUCGAAACAUUAUUCCGUUUCCUGAAACAGUUGAGGAAGCUCAUACCUCUUCCACCACCACCGUUAUGAUUCGUAACGUCCCUAACCAAUUCAAGUUGGAGGAGUUGCUACUCAUAUUGGACGAGUACUGCUUGCAACAAAAUAAGAACGCAAAUGAUCCCGCUGAUUGGUGCAAGUUUGACUUCGUUUAUUUGCCCAUGGAUUAUAGGAAACAUGCGAUAGAGAAAAGGAUGUCGAAUUUGGGAUACGCCUUCGUCAACUUCACCACUCCUUCUGCUGCAUUCAAAUUCUACGAGAAGUUCCAAGGUCUCGAGUGGAAUGUCACGGAGAACAGGAAAACGUGUGAAAUUAACGUGGCUCAGUAUCAGGGCAAAGAUACUCUGAUGAGGGUUUUCCAGCGAAAAGUUUUCCGGUGCGAGAGCCGAGAAUUUUUGCCUGUUGCAUUCUCAGAAGGGCGGGAUGGCUUGAAUCGCCGAAUUGAGAGAACCUAUGUGGGAAAUCAUGUAUGGGGUCUUCCAAGAAGGAGAAGCAUAGGAACCUGUGCUUCUUACCAAAACCAAUGA